AUGAGUCAUUAUCUGGUGGCAAAGACAAGCAAUUAUCUGGUGGCAAAGAUAAGUUAUUAUCUAGUGGCAAAGAUAUGUCAUCUGGUGGCAAUGAUAAGUUUUUAUCUAGUGGCUAAGCCAUUAUCUGGUAGCAAAGAUAAGUCAUUAUCUGGUGGCAAAGAUAAGUCAUUAUCUGACGGAAAAGAUGAGCAAUUAUCUAGUGGCUUAGAUAAGUCAUUAUCUGCUGGAAAAGAUAAGUCAUUAUCUGGUGGCAAAGUCAAGUCAUUAUCUGCUGGCAAACAUAAGUCAUUAUCUGGUGGUAAAGACAAGCCAUUAUCUGGUGGCAAAGAUAAUUCAUUAUCUGGUGGCGAGGUUAAGUCAUUUUAUGGUGUCAAAGAUAAGUCAUUAUCUGACGGAAAAGAUGAGCAAUUAUCUAGUGGCUUAGAUAAGUCAUUAUCUGCUGGAAAAGAUAAGUCAUUAUUAGGUGGCAAAGUCAACAAAGAUAAGUCAUUAUCUGGUGGCAAAGAUAAGUCAUUAUCUGACGGAAAAGAUGAGCAAUUAUCUAGUGGCUUAGAUAAGUCAUUAUCUGCUGGAAAAGAUAAGUCAUUAUCUGGUGGCAAAGUCAAGUCAUUAUCUGGUGGCAAACAUAAGUCAUUAUCUGGUGGCAAAGACAAGUCAUUAUCUGGUGGCAAAGAUAAGUCAUUAUCUGCUGGAAAAGAUAAGUCAUUAUCUGGAGGCAAAGAUAAGCCAUUAUCUGGUGGCAAAGAUAAUUCAUUAUCUGGUGGCGAGGAUAAGUCAUUUUAUGGUGUCAAAGAUAAGCCAUUAUUUGGUGGCAAAGACAAGCCAUUAUCUAAAGACAAAGGCAAACUAAUACCGGGUAUCAAAGACAAAUCAUUAUCUGGUGUCAAAGAUAAGCCAUUAUCUGGUGGCAAAGAUGAGUCAUUUUAUGGUGUCAAACAUAAGUCAUUAUUUGGUGGCAAAGACAAACCAUUAUCUGGUGGCAAAGAUAAGUCAUUUUAUGGUGUCAAAGAUAAGUCAUUGUCUGGUGGCAAACAUAAGUCAUUAUCUGGUCGCAAAGACAAGUCAUUAUCUGGUGUCAAAGAUAAGCCAUUAUCUGGUGGCAAAGAUGAGUCAUUAUCUGGUGGCAAAACUAGUCAUUAUCUGGUGGCAAAGAUAACUCAUUUUAUGGUGUCAAAAAUAAGUCAUUGUCUGGUGGCAAACAUAAGUCAUUAUCUGGUCGCAAAGAUAAGCCAUUAUCAGGUGGCAAAGCUAAGUCAUUAUCUGGUGGCAAAGCUUAGUCACUAUCUGGUGGCAAAGGCAGGCCAUUAUCUUAUAGGUAAACACGCUAUUAUCUGGUGGCAAAGGCAAGUUAUUAUCUGGUGGCAAAGAUAA
Molecule: messenger RNA, 1371 nt
Organism: Ruditapes philippinarum (Manila clam)
Lineage: Eukaryota; Metazoa; Mollusca; Bivalvia; Venerida; Veneridae
Exons: 3
Coding region: 1-1371 (456 amino acids)
Source: RefSeq, a predicted model, not a curated record